This is a messenger RNA of Eimeria tenella, 1221 nucleotides long. RefSeq names its product enoyl-acyl carrier reductase. NCBI's taxonomy places the organism in Eukaryota, Apicomplexa, Conoidasida, Eucoccidiorida, Eimeriidae. The transcript has 6 exons. Gene Ontology annotation, biological process: fatty acid biosynthetic process. The record is from RefSeq and is a predicted model, not a curated record. The coding region runs from base 1 to 1221 and encodes 406 amino acids. Gene Ontology annotation, molecular function: enoyl-[acyl-carrier-protein] reductase (NADH) activity.
AUGACGCGUUUUCUCGUAUUAGGUGUUUUCUUAAUGCUGCUGCUGGAGCAGCAGCAAGGGCAGCUGGCUGCUGCCUUCCGCGUCGGCCCCGGGCCCGAAGCCAGAGGGGCUGAACUGCAGCAGCGACUGCGCCCCACAGCUGCCGUCCCAACUGCAAGUCAGCAGCAGCAGCCUGUUCAGCAGGUUGCUGUGGUGCCGCGGGGCGUGUCCAGCAGCAGCAGCAGCAGCACUGCAGCAGCAGCGGGUCCCACGGGGACCGCUGAGCCAUUGAGCGGCCCGCUGCCAGUGGACCUGCGUGGGAAGACCGCGUUUGUUGCAGGCGUGGCGGACAGCAACGGCUACGGGUGGGCCAUUUGCAAGCUACUGCGGGCUGCGGGCGCGCGCGUGCUGGUGGGGACUUGGCCCCCAGUUUAUUCCAUCUUCAAAAAGGGCCUCGAAAGCAGCCGUUUCGAACAAGACAGCUUCUACGCCCAGGAGCCCAGCAGCAAAGUUGCUGCUGAAGCAGCAGAGAAACCCGUAGAUCUCGUCUUCGACAAAAUUUACCCUCUCGACGCUGUGUUCGACACCCCCCAAGAUGUGUCAAGCAACAAGCGCUACGCGGGCGUUGACGGCUUCACGAUCUCAGAAGUGGCUGAGGCAGUGAGGGCCGACGUGGGCCAAAUCGACAUUCUCGUGCACUCCCUGGCAAACGGCCCUGAGGUGACGAAGCCUCUGCUGCAGACAUCUCGCAAGGGUUACUUGGCUGCUGUCAGCAGCAGUAGCUACUCCUUCGUGUCCUUGCUGCAGCACUUUUUGCCUCUCAUGAAGGAGGGAGGCAGCGCCUUGGCUCUCUCCUACAUCGCAUCUGAGAAAGUCAUUCCCGGCUACGGGGGAGGCAUGAGCAGCGCGAAGGCCGCGCUGGAGUCGGACUGCCGCACGCUGGCCUUCGAGGCUGGCCGCGCGCGGGCCGUGCGGGUAAACUGCAUCAGCGCGGGGCCGCUGAAGAGCCGCGCGGCCUCGGCCAUUGGCAAGGCCGGCGACAAGACCUUCAUCGACCUCGCCAUCGACUACUCAGAGGCCAACGCACCUCUCCAGAAGGAGCUGGAAAGCGACGACGUGGGCAGAGCCGCUCUCUUCCUGCUGUCGCCGCUGGCCCGCGCCGUCACUGGGGCCACACUUUAUGUGGACAACGGCCUGCACGCCAUGGGCCAGGCUCUGGACUCCAAGUCCCUCACCCCUUGA